Molecule: messenger RNA, 1918 nt
Organism: Chiloscyllium plagiosum (whitespotted bambooshark)
Lineage: Eukaryota; Metazoa; Chordata; Chondrichthyes; Orectolobiformes; Hemiscylliidae
Product: dual specificity mitogen-activated protein kinase kinase 6-like
Biological process (GO): MAPK cascade; protein phosphorylation
Molecular function (GO): MAP kinase kinase activity; ATP binding
Source: RefSeq, a predicted model, not a curated record
UUGCGCGAGCUCUCCCUCUCUGUGUCUUUCUCGCCUUGCAGGGAGGGCCAAGAUGAGAGGAAUUUAAAACUUGUUUUCCAGUGCAAAGUUGGAGUCGGAGCGCGUGUUUGCGCCUCAGUCAUUUAAUUUCCUGAGGUGACUCGGGGACUUUCUUUUUCCAAGAUGAAAUCAACCCGGAUGUCUUAAGGCGGGUGUUGUGCCUCCUCCUUCCCUCUCGCCUGGACAUCCCAGAUUGACAGAGACAAGUCGAACCUGCAGCUUUCUCAGUGCAUCUUCCCUGCAAUCAGAUCCCGUCUCCCUCACUGCGUCUGUCCAUCUCUAUGUGAGCAGUAACACUCACUGAAUGAGCUUUUGCAUUAUUUGGAUUUGUUGAAUAAUUUCCAGUAUCCGUCAUGUCUCUAUGUAAAGGAAAAGUGAAGAAAAAACCUAACUUAAAGAUCUCUGAAGAUGUCUUCAAUCAGCCAGUUACAAGCCCAACACCACCCCGAGAUCUGGAUUCAAAAGCUUGCAUUACAAUUGGAGAUCAAAAUUUCGAGGUGGAAGCUGAUGAUUUGGUGCCUAUCAAUGAACUGGGUCGAGGAGCGUAUGGAGUAGUGGAGAAAGUGAGGCAUGCACCCAGUGGAACCAUAAUGGCUGUGAAGAGAAUCCGGGCAACUGUGAAUAGCCAGGAACAGAAGAGAUUGCUAAUGGAUCUCGAUAUUUCAAUGAGGACUGUUGACUGCUUUUACACCGUUACGUUCUACGGAGCCCUGUUUCGAGAGGGUGAUGUGUGGAUAUGUAUGGAGCUACUGGAUACCUCACUGGAUAAAUUUUACAAAAAAGUGAUCGAGAAAGGGAGAACAUUCCCAGAAGGCAUUUUGGGAAAAAUAGCUGUGUCUAUUGUCAAGGCAUUAGAGCAUCUGCAUAGCAAGCUGUCUGUGAUUCACAGAGAUGUAAAACCUUCCAAUGUUCUCAUCAACAAAGAAGGUCAUGUGAAAAUGUGUGACUUUGGCAUUAGUGGAUACUUAGUAGACUCGGUUGCCAAAACAAUGGAUGCAGGUUGCAAACCAUACAUGGCUCCUGAGAGGAUUAACCCAGAUCUGAACCAGAAGGGUUACAAUGUCAAGUCUGAUGUCUGGAGUUUAGGAAUCACAAUGAUUGAACUAGCAAUCCUACGGUUUCCGUACGAAUCCUGGGGAACUCCGUUCCAACAAUUAAAGCAAGUUGUUGAAGAGCCUUCCCCGCAGUUACCCGCAGACCGCUUCUCCAAGGAUUUUGUGGAUUUCACAGCACAGUGUUUAAAGAAAAACCCCAAAGAUCGAAUGAACUACAUUGAUCUCAUGGCGCAUUCCUUCUUCAAAAUCCAUGAUGCCAAGAAAACGGAUGUUGCCUCCUUUGUAAAAGAGGUUUUAGGAGAUGAUCCUAUCUGAUGUCUGAGGAACUUAUAAAUAAAAUUGAUAGCUUUUUUUGUUCUCACUUAUCCAAUGGGAUUUCUAUUUAAGAGUGAACCUAGUUACUUAAGAAAAGGCGGUUGAGUUUAUGGCUGUUUGUGUAAGGUGCUUUAUGCCAGUCAGAAAUCUCUGUGCUGCACUUAAAAGAUUCUGAGACGUGUUUGUUUUGUACCUUUUGUGAAAAAACUCAAACUGGCACCAGCUGUAAAAUCCAAACCCAGGAUUUCUGAGCCUAGAUGUCCAACCGUCAAUGGGAGCUGAGAACGGAAAGUCCUCUCCCAUUUGUAAACCUGGCCUGGAGAUAAGAACAUAUAAUCAUUGCACCCCAAUUAGUGCAGAAGGAGGGCAUUUGGCCCAUUGAGUGCAUAACAACCCUCCAAAGAGCGUCCCACCUGGACCCUUACCAUAUCAUGUAACUCCACAUUUACCUAUGGCUAACCCACCUAGCCUGUAUAUCCCUGGACACUCUGAGCAUUUUAGCAUGGCCA